UACAGUGUUUUCAAACCCAAAGAUGCUGAGCUGCGAUGUGACGAUUAGUAGAAACUCCUUCGUAUUCGCGAUCGUGGCUCACUAGAAUGUACGUCCAGUCCCGGAUCUCGGACAUUGGCACCUCUGAGUCCUCCAUGUUGCGAGAUGAGUUCAUAUUGGAAUCUGGCAGGUUGACUUUCGAUUCGCGGUCGUUGUACAAAUUACAAAUCACGAGCCCUGAAGACAUGAGCCUUUGUUUUCUUUUCGGACGGCUGGCAAACCACAGCGGUUUGACGUCAAUCAUUGUUUGGUGCAAGUAUGAUAAAAUCUUCCUGUGCUCGAUUUGCUUCCUUGACGGUCACUUGCCACCGGGAUAUCUAAUACAGAUAGGAUCGUCCUCCUUCUUGAUAUUUCUCCAAGUUUCGGUCUUCGUGGUCUUCUCAUACUGGUACGCGAACCCUAAUUAUCAGUUGGUCAAACGAAACUCCGCUACGGACCUAAUGUCUAAUCCUGUGGCGCAGCAUCAACCAAUACGUCCGCCACAAUGGACCAAGGGUUUCUGGCUUUCAUUUGCACGGAGCAAACAAAUCUCUCGCGUGUUGAAGUAGCACACCCUCCAUGUCACUCUUACCUUACAUAAUCGUAGCUACCAAUACUGGAGAUCGAAAGUCAACGCUUACUAGCUUUUGACUUUCGACUCCAGACCUGGC
Messenger RNA from Guyanagaster necrorhizus, 689 nucleotides. RefSeq lists its product as uncharacterized. The transcript has 3 exons. Bases 87 to 587 code for a protein of 166 amino acids. The record is from RefSeq and is a predicted model, not a curated record. NCBI's taxonomy places the organism in Eukaryota, Fungi, Basidiomycota, Agaricomycetes, Agaricales, Physalacriaceae.